Messenger RNA from Suillus clintonianus, 1356 nucleotides. Its product is annotated as Six-hairpin glycosidase-like protein. NCBI's taxonomy places the organism in Eukaryota, Fungi, Basidiomycota, Agaricomycetes, Boletales, Suillaceae. The record is from RefSeq and is a predicted model, not a curated record. The coding region runs from base 159 to 1322 and encodes 387 amino acids. The transcript is spliced from 7 exons. Gene Ontology annotation, biological process: carbohydrate metabolic process.
ACAUAUUAUGAUAUUCCAAGGCAACUUUUCAAAAAUGGUGGUCUUAUGGCGUGUGUGCUUGAACUUUGCUGUCAUUCAUUCCGUCAGAGGUGGAUAAUCACAAUGAAUCCUGACUUAAGUAGCAAGUUCACAUUUUCCGUCUCCAUCCUCCCUUCAUAAUGCGCCAGACCAGGCUGGCAGUCAGCGUGUGGUCCCUCCUAUGCCUUGGUGCACAUGCAGCUGAUUAUUCGGAUGCAUCGUUGUAUCAGAGCAAGCUAACAGUGGCAGGCAAUAUUCGUUCAGCCAUGCUGGCUUCUAUCAGGACUAGUUGGGAACAAGGAACUGCAGCGGGCGGCAUACUCGAAUUCGAUGAUUCAGAAUACUCUGUCUUUGGAUCUUCCCCAUUUGUUUAUUGCGGGAUAUCCCCCCUCUCAACUCUGCAACUAGCUUAUAGCGCUGCUGUCAGGCAAAGUUCUGACGGUCGCCUCAGCCAAGAAAUCGGUGAUGCUCAAGACGGCGCUGCAUUGGAUGGUGCCUCCGCUGGAUCUGCGGUCCUGCUGGGCAGCUUUACUGAUACAUCUCGGCACAAUUAUUGGUUGAACGCGGCUGACGCCCAACUGAACUUUAUACUCAACGUAGCUCCUCGUACCUCUACUGGAGCUAUUUCUCAUCGUGCUGACUCACGUCAAUACUGGGCAGAUGGCGUCUACAUGGGGUUCCCCUUUAUUGCAUACUUUGGGGCAGUCACCAACAACGCGACUCUCCUUCAGAUUGCAUACGAUCAAUGUCGCUUGUACCGCGAUGCUUUGAUUCUAGACGGUCCCACUGGAAAACUCUGGGGACACAUUUACUCUGACGAUACAAAAGAGUGGAUAGAUGAAGGUAUCUGGGGAACUGGUAAUGCGUGGGCAGCACUUGGCAUGCUACGUGUCGCAGUGACGAUCCAGAAGACCGAGCACUCUUCAAUGAUGGCUUCUCAGAUUGCUGCUCUUACCUCAUGGAUAAAGGAAAUUCUAGACGGCGAAUUCGCUGCCCUGACGUCAGACAAUUUGAUUCCGGACUAUAUCACCGGGGGUCCGUCCUUCUCUGAUGCAGCGUCCUCCGCUGCCCUCGCCUCUGUGGCAUAUCGGGUUGCACAUUUAUACCCCCAUCAAUUCGGCUCAAACUACACAGAUGUGGCUGCGAAAAUACGAAAUGCCGUUGUGGGCAAUAUCACGAACCUCGGGACCCUGCAGCCUAUAGUCGAUCCCUUGGCUUGGACUCAAACAGGAUUGCUGAGUACAGAGUCACAGGCAUUUGGGCUGAUGAUGUUCGCGGCAUGGAGAGACUGGAUUGGCGUCUGAAAUUUGAAAGCCAAAGCAUUUUUUUUCUUCUCCC